AUGGGGUGGAGGUCAUGCUGGUUCAUAUUGGUCUGGAAAGCACAAAGCCCCGAGCUAGACGAAAGAGCGCGGUACUGGGCUUUAGACUUUGGAUGGAGAUCAAAUCAUCCAGGGAAUUCGAAGCUUUUGCCUUUAGAGCCAAGCGUUUUUGCCUGUUUUGGGACGCUUGAGUCGCGUGGGGAACUUCCUGGAUUAUCUUCUGGCGAAACAUCAUCCAGUGAGCUCAACAGGGCAAGCACGAUCAUGGAAGCAAUAGAUCACUUCUUGAGUGUCAUCCCACUUCCGGCCUAUGGCCCUGCAACUGGGCAGCUCAAGCUGGAGAUUGAGUCGGCAGUGCAACGCCUCGAGGAGGAAUGCGGGGUAAGCCUUUGCAGUUGCAGCAGCAGUAGCAGCAAGAUCGAUCUCUCCAUCUGCGCCAACAUGGCUUAUGCCAUGGUUCAUCUGGACAGAGUCAGCGACGCCAUUCUGUUAUUCGAAUCGAUGCAAGAGCGAGCUGCAAGCCAGGAGAAUGUUAGGGUGCAAGUCCUGGCCUUGAUCGAGAGAGGCAUCCUGCUCAGACCCUGUGUGGAAGAGCUGGAAUCCGCGAAGGCGGAUCUUGAGGCAGGACUGAGACUGGCGCAAGAUCAUCUGGGUGACGAUCUGGAUGAGUUUUUCCAGCUGAAUAUCGUGGAGCGGGGCAAGUUCGAGCUGGGCUGGCUGCUGUUUGACAAAGGAGAGUUUGGCAGCGCAGUGGAGUAUCUCAAAGCGGGGCUCGCACCGGUGCACAGCUUCCUAGGUGACGCGUACCGCCGCUUAGGGGAACUUGACUUGGCCUUGGAGCAUGCCAAUGGAUGCGUCAGCUUGGGUGGCGGGCGGCAAUUCAACGGAUACAAGUUGCUUGGAUUCGUUUACAUGGAUCGAAAAGAGUACAAGCAGGCAGUGGAAUCUUUCCGGGAGAUGGCACUGGCCGCCGGAGAAGCGGAGAUUUUUGGAGUGGCGAGCUUUGGCUGGUGGGCUGCAGGUUGUUUGGCAGUGGAACAUUGCAGUGACUGUGACCAGGCUGUGGAUUGCUUGGUGUGGAGCUUGAAAGCGGCACUUCGAAUCCAGGGAGAUUUGCAGCUGCAAGCCAGGCGGCUUGCGAGUGCAAAUAUCUGGCUGCUAACUUGUCUCCUCGUCCAGCAGCAUGGCAGGGUGAUAUCCGAGUUUGUCUGUGAGCGCAUUCAGGAUGCUGGUGAUCAGAUGGUUGUUCCACCCUCCAUGCAAGUUCUCAAGGGUGAAGCAUACGGGCUGCUUGGUGUGGUUAUGCUCUCCCGUGGCUCGCUGGACGAUGCUUACGAGCACUUGGACAGGGGCAUUAGUUUGCUGCCAGGGGACGAGACAAAGCUACUUUUUCGGUUCCAUCGUGCAAUGGGGUUGCUGCUCUCCCGGAGGUCGGAGCACGAUAAGGCCUUGGAGAGGUUUGAGCUGUGCACUGCAUUGGCUCCAACGGAGAGAGACAAGGUUUCUUCACACAUCAGGUGCUGCCUCGAGGUGAAGUCGUGCUUGGAUGUGGUGAGAGCUUUCGAGAUGUUUGGCCGCAUUCAAGCGGAGCACGCGGCUUUGCUGGAGACGGACUGGGAUCUGAGAGUGGAUGUUAUGUUGGGGGUCGGGCAGUGCCUGUUUGCGCUUGGAAACAACGUCCAAGCUCAAGCGACGCUGGAAACCGCAAAGGAAACUUUGGAAGCGAGGGAGCGCCUUGCAGACACUCGCCUGGGCGCGUUGUACUCGAUGCUCUUCCUGUGUUACGUCCAAAGCAACCGUUUCAGCGCUGCUUUCGAGCUGGCCAGCCGGUUCCAGAGCAAGUGUGGCGAAUACGCUUACUUGAUGCUCUACCACGGCGUUGCAAACCGGCUCCUCGGAGACAAUGAGGCGUCCGUCAAGAAGCUAACAGACUUGCUCGAAGCCUCGAAGGACUGGACGCUCAGGUACUCCACGCUAAGUUCUCUGGCUUACGCAUAUAGAAAGAUGGGAGACUUGGAUUCGGCUCUUGAGAAGUUUGAUCAGGCUCUGGAAGAGAUUCCCGACAACAUAUCGAUACAUGCCGCACAGGUUUAUAUCAACCGCGCAGGACUGUUCAAUGACAGAGGAGCUGAGCAACAGCGCAAAGGCAAGCCUGUCCCGGCUAUGGCCUCCUACGAGAAAGCGCUGGCUGAGUACGAUCGAGCAGUACAAAUCAUGCGGAGAUUCGGCGAGUGGAACCUGCAAGAUCUUGUGAGAGCGUAUGCCGGGGAAGCAGUGGUUCACUUCCACAUGAAAAACUACAGCGUUGCUAUGCUUAAGCUGGACAGUGCUACGAGCCUGGUAAGCAGUGACGAUGCACUGCUCAUGGGAAAGAUCAAACGCAUUCGGGCUUCUAUACUCGCGGCAGAAGGAAGAAUGGAGGAGUCGGCCUCAGAAGCUCGUGAAGCAGCUCUCCUGUUUGCGGACGUCCAGAUGAAGCUGCAAAACAUGGAGUCUGCUUGGGUGACUCUUCUGGAUGACGAUAUGAAGCACAUAUACUAUUUCAUGCAAAAGAUCUCAUCGGAGGCAAACAGUUUCGUGGAUGCACUCUUGUGGGCCGAGAGGAGUCGCAUGAGAUUGUACUUUCACUUGGCCGACCAAGCUCUUAGAAACUCCACUCCCGCAAGUCCAAAGUUACUGGACCCUUUGGCAUUCGACAAGGACGAUCACCACGCUGCAAGCUGCAUCAAAGAGGCUGUUGCGAGAGCUGGCUGUAACUCAGUGGUGGUGGAGUAUGCAUUCUCGGCAAACCAUCCACUCUCUUCACUACUCAUCUACGUUGUGCAUUCCACAGUAGGGGAGGAUUUCACUGUCCGCUUCAAGCGCGUCCGCUUGCAGGAAUUCUUUGCUUCCAAGGAAAACAAGGUGAUGGGUGGAAAUCUAGACGCGCUCAUCAGGAAGGCCAGAACAGUGAUCCAACGCGAGAGCCACGAGGCAGAGGCAAAGGUGGCGCUGGGGAUUCUCUACAAGCUCACUGUCCUGCCUGUUUGGGAGCACAUCGAGCCCCAUGACACCGUCAUCUUUGCUCCGCAAGGAACCAUGUCACUCGUCCCGUUUGCCGCACUAUACGAUGGAUCCGAAGGCCAGUUCCUCGUCGAGAAGAAGAAUGUGGGAGUCAUCCCUUCCAUCCGAGCUCUGCGACGUUGCCAGCUCCACCAAGAUCAUCACCACGAUCAUAUCGACGAGCCAUCUUUCUUCGUUGCUGGGGAUCCGGAGCCAAUGGGUCUCGAUCAGCCUCAACUUCCAGGUGCGAGGAAAGAAGCCGAGGAGAUUGCCAAGCAGCUCGGCGUGGAUGCGUUAGUCGGCGCAGCCAUGACAAAGAGCUCCGUCAUGCAAGCGCUGUCUAACGCGUCCGUGCGUGUAGCCGUGCUCGCAACUCACGGGCUGGUGAGCCCGGCUUAUCCUCACGGUGCCUUGGUCAUGCAAGGGCAAAACCAGCAGCAAGGAUUCAACGAGCUUACAGUGGGUGUGACGAGCAGCCUCCGCCGAGAGGUCGAUCUUGCUUUGAAGCAACAAGCUGUGCUCCACGAUCAAGUUCUCACUGCCAAGGAGAUCGAGCGGCUGGAGAAGGGCAUCGCGGCUCGUCUCGUGGUUCUGAGCGCUUGUCAAACGGGCGAUGGCGUGGUUACCAGCGAGGGAUUGCUGGGGCUCGGGCGAGCAGUGUUGCAGGCUGGUGCGGCGUGUGUGCUUGUCACGCUGUGGAAAGUGGACGAUGCUGCCACACUGCAACUCAUGACUGGUGUGUUUGAAGAGCUCAACAAGCAACAUACCAUUGUCGAGGCCGUGAGGUUUUCGAUGCUCAAGUUGAUCGAUUCUGGAAAGCCCAUCCGCUUCUGGGCUCCUCUGGUUGCUCUAGGAAGUCCCACAUUGAGAAUAAGUUUGGCUGAGGAAGCUUAAGUUCCAGCCCAAUUCCACAAACUACACUCGCAUGAUGUCAAAGAUGUAUUUCCUGACAAUUAUUUUGUUUGAGAUGCUGAUGUUAUCCUGGA
Messenger RNA from Selaginella moellendorffii, 4007 nucleotides. RefSeq lists its product as uncharacterized. Gene Ontology annotation, molecular function: protein binding. The record is from RefSeq and is a predicted model, not a curated record. The coding region runs from base 1 to 3915 and encodes 1304 amino acids. NCBI's taxonomy places the organism in Eukaryota, Viridiplantae, Streptophyta, Lycopodiopsida, Selaginellales, Selaginellaceae. The transcript has 4 exons.